ACAAUGUCUGAGAAGAUUGGACCCGUUGGUGGUAACAAUGGAGUUGCAUUCGAUGAUGGUGUCUUCGAUGGUGUGAAGAAAAUAACUGUUGGAAAUGAUAUUGACUGUGUGUCUUAUAUCAAGAUCGAAUACGAAAAGGAUGGAGAAUUUGUAACUAUUGAACAUGGGACGAUUCACGGGGAGUUGAACGAGUUUGCUGUUGAUUACCCGAAAGAAUCUAUCACAUCCGUUGGUGGAAGCUACGAUUAUGUUAGCCGCUAUAACACAGUGCUGAUCACAUCGCUAAUCUUCAAAACUUCUUUUGGAAGAACUUCUCCAAUGUUCGGUUACUCAUAUGGGGAAGAAUUCAUGCUCAAGGGUAAAAAUGGAGGAAAACUUAUUGGAUUCUACGGACGCUCUGGUCAGGCUAUUGAUGCGAUUGGUGCAUACUUUUCGCUAGUUCCUGAACCCGAAAAGACAGUUGUAGUGGGUGGUAACAAUGGAGAUGCAUUUGACGAUGGUGUUUUCCACGGUGUCAAGAAAAUAACUGUGGGAAAAGACAUUGACUGUGUGUCUUAUAUCAAGAUCGAAUACGAAAAAGACGGGGAAUUUGAAACCUGUGAACAUGGGACGAUUCGCGGAGAACUAGAAGAGUUUGAUGUGGACUAUCCAAAUGAAAACAUCAUAGCUGUUGGUGGAAGUUACGAUUAUGUUAAUCGCUAUAAGACAAUUCUGAUCCAAUCGUUGUUCUUCAAAACUUCCUUUGGAAGAACUUCUCCAAUAUUCGGUGCAAGUCCAAGUGGGACAGAAUUUAUGUUAGAAGGGACAAAUGGAGGAAAGCUUCUUGGAUUCCAUGGACGCUCUGGUCAGGCUAUUGAUGCCGUUGGUGCAUACUUUUGGUCAAUUCCUGCACCUGCAUCAGAAAAGAUUGAAGAAGUGGGUGGUAUCAAUGGAGAUGCAUUUGACGAUGGUGUUUUCCACGGUGUCAAGAAAAUAACUGUGGGAAAAGAUAUUGACUGUGUGUCUUAUAUCAAGAUCGAAUACGAAAAAGACGGAGAAUUUGAAACCCGUGAACAUGGGACGAUUCGCGGAGAACUAGAAGAGUUUGAUGUGGACUAUCCAAAUGAAAACAUCAUAGCUGUUGGUGGAAGUUACGAUUAUGUUAAUCGCUAUAAGACAAUUCUGAUCCAAUCGUUGUUCUUCAAAACUUCCUUUGGAAGAACUUCUCCAAUAUUCGGUGCAAGUCCAAGUGGGACAGAAUUUAUGUUAGAAGGGACAAAUGGAGGAAAGCUUCUUGGAUUCCAUGGACGCUCUGGUCAGGCUAUUGAUGCCGUUGGUGCAUACUUUUGGUCAAUUCCUGCACCUGCAUCAGAAAAGAUUGAAGAAGUGGGUGGUAUCAAUGGAGAUGCAUUUGACGAUGGUGUUUUCCACGGUGUCAAGAAAAUAACUGUGGGAAAAGACAUUGACUGUGUGUCUUAUAUCAAGAUCGAAUAUGAAAAAGACGGAGAAUUUGAAACCCGUGAACAUGGGACGAUUCGCGGAGAACUAGAAGAGUUUGAUGUGGAUUAUCCAAAUGAAAACAUCAUAUCUGUUGGUGGAAGCUACGAUUAUGUUAAUCGCUAUAAGACAAUUUUGAUCAAAUCGUUGUUCUUCAAAACUUCUUUUGGAAGAACUUCUCCAAUAUUCGGUGCAAGUCCAAGUGGGACAGAAUUCCUGUUAGAGGGGACAAAUGGAGGAAAACUUAUUGGAUUCCAUGGACGCUCUGGUCAGGCUAUUGAUGCCAUUGGUGCAUACUUUUGGUCAAUUCCCGCACCCCAAAAGAUUGAAGCAGUGGGAGGAAACGGGGGAGUUGUCUUCGAUGAUGGUGUUUUCGAUGGUGUGAAGAAAAUAACUGUUGGAAAAGAUAUUGACUGUGUGUCUUAUAUCAAAAUCGAAUACGAAAAGGAUGGAGAAUUUGAAACCUUUGAGCAUGGGACGAUUCGCGGGGAACUGAAAGAGUUUGAUGUGGAUUAUCCGAAUGAAUGUAUCACAUCUGUUGGUGGAAGCUAUGAUCAUGUUAUCCGCUAUAACACGGUGUUGAUCAAAUCGCUAAUCUUCAAAACUUCUUAUGGAAGAACUUCCCCAACAUUCGGGGAGACGGAUUCCAAUGGAAAGCCAGUUGGAAAAGAAUUCAUCUUUGAGGGUAAAUAUGGAAAAAAUCUUCUUGGGUUCCACGGACGCUCAGGUCAGGCAAUUGAUGCCAUUGGAGUUUACUUUGGAGCUGGAGGAAAUUAAG
Camelina sativa (false flax) is the source of this 2254-nucleotide messenger RNA. RefSeq names its product myrosinase-binding protein 2-like. NCBI's taxonomy places the organism in Eukaryota, Viridiplantae, Streptophyta, Magnoliopsida, Brassicales, Brassicaceae. Gene Ontology annotation, molecular function: carbohydrate binding. The record is from RefSeq and is a predicted model, not a curated record.